UCGUGAACUUAAGCUUCCAGUUUUGAGUAGGUCAGUAAAUAGUGGUUUACUAACAUGGAACAUUUCGUAACAGAAACAUGUGUGCUCAUGCACACAGGUUGUUGCAGCGUCCCGUUGCAACCAUGACGGCGCAAUUCGGCAGCGCAUCAGAGCGGAUCCUUAGCGUGUACGGGGUUCCAGAAAUAGUUAGCGAAAAGUAAGGUUACCUCAAUCGCAUGGUGCGCAAGUCAGAUAAAUCCUAGUUGCCGCACAUUUCGUGCUGUUUGAGUCAACCAAGCGGACCACGAGUUCUUGUGAUCUGACAAACGGAAGGAAUUAUUCCUCCCGUGGACGGCGGGUGGACAUAUGGCUAUUAUAGCCGGUCCUAAAGAACGAGCCCCUCCAUUGGAGUUCGGAUAGAGUCGGUACCCCUCUGAUUACGAGUAAGGGAACAAUGUGUUCGACUUAGCGUAAGAGGAUUUACCCUGACUAACAUAAUAGAAGAAGAAGAAGAAGAAUAACCAUGACGGCUCAUCACUGGAUGGAUGGAAACAUCCACACCACCGCCUUCACACCGCGUGAGCACCAAAUAGAGUUGCUCGCGAUGGCGCGUGAGGAAAACCUGAUCGUCUGUCUGGCCCACAAUUCGUCCAAGGAGUUUCUUGUGGUGAAGUUGAUUCAAUCGUUGCGCUCGGAGAGAGUUCAACCGGGGGCAUCGGGGAAAACGAUUUAUCUGACCGCUCGUAUGGAUCGCACCCAGCUGGCCACGAUGGUUUCCAACCUCACCGAUUUGUGUGUGUUCAGUGUUGAUUCGAGCGUGAACGAAGGAACUGCCACCGAGUCUUCAGAUCCCCCGCUUGCAGAGAUAGGAGCUGCGGACGUUCUAUUUUUCGCCAGCGAUUGCACCCUACUGGACCAUCUAAACCGGGGCAUCGUGCGGGUGGAAGACAUAAGCUUGUUUGUGGUAGACGAGUGCCAUAAUAUCUACAGCCACCCGGAGCUGUGGGAAAUUUGUGCAAAGAUAGAGCAGAGUUCGCACGCACAGACCAAGCGCACCAAAAUUCUUGGUCUCGCCGGCCCACUGCACGGUGCAGGUUGUGCACCGGAAAGGCUUUCUUGGGAACUGCACUAUCUAGAAAAGUGUUUGCGGGCACGUAUUGAAACCGCCAGCGAUAUCACCAGCGUGCUCAGGUUUAGCACCAAACCCUACGAAUUGAUCCUGGAAUGCCGUCCAGUACACCAAUCGAACUUAACACGGCAGUUGCGAUCGCUGGUAGGGCGGCAGAUGGUUUUCUUGCGCGAGCAUUGUUUCGAUCCGCUAGCCAUGUAUGGGCUCGACGGAGAUAUCGACAGUGCCGUGAGUGAACUCGACACGGAGAACGAUGAUGAGGAGGCCGAACUACGCCGUGAACUACGUUCUAUCCCCGAUCCAAGGGCAGCACCGCUUUCCUACCUCCAGCAGUAUCUGGACCUGCUGGACGAAUUCGGCCCAUGGGGUGCAGACAGGGGUGCACUGGAGCUGCUGACGACCAUCGAGAAGGAGAAAAUACGCACCCCGUACGAGAGACACUUUUUGUUGCUAUGUAUGGUGUCCACCGUGUUCGUCCAGGUCCGGGCCCUGGUGGCGUCGGUUUUUGUCCGAUAUGCUUCCGAAAUGGAGCGAAUAAAACACUACUCCACGCCGAAAGUUCGUCGAUUACUGGAAGUGCUAGGAUGGUUCGGUGAACAACGAAGCCGCCCAAAAGAUCGGAAUCAGGCGGGAAUGUUUCAGCACUACCAACUUCAGCAGCAGCAGCAGCAUCAACAGCAAAAAUUAUUUCCUUACUGCUUCUGCCGGCAGCCCAAUUGUAAAGAUCUCGGAAAACUCUACCACUCGUUUGAGGGACAAGUCGGAGAUGUCGGAGAACGGAUCGACCGUUUGAUGGACCACCUACGAUCCGUUCGUCAAACCACCGAUCGGUUGAUGCAAAAAUACCGAACUUCAAGUACUGGCAUAUCAGAGGCCGGUACGGGCGGCAUUCACCAAUCGCCACGCCAUGGGAAUGAAGGGCGCACGGGUAAUUUUCGUAGAAGACGUUUCGCCGGUGGAGGUACGGCCGGGGGUGGUCCUCACUGGGCCCAACAUUACCAUUCGCAGCAUAAAUCCUCCGACGCCACCGAUGCACUGUGUGGGUUGAUAUAUUGUAACAACCGCUCGAUGGCCCGCAUCCUUUACGUGCUACUGUACGAAGUCUCGAGAUCACAGCCCGGAUACGAGUUUAUCAACGCGCAGUACACGGUGGACAAGAUGGUUGACCCGCAGACUGAUCCGCAACAUGCUGCCCUCGAGCACCGCAAGCAGGAGGAAGUUUUGAAACGCUUUCGCAUGCACGAGUGCAACCUGCUGAUCGGUACGUCCGUGCUGGAGGAAGGCAUCGAGCUACCCAAGUGCAAUCUUGUCAUCCGGUGGAACUGUCCUUCCAACUAUCGCUCGUACGCCCAGUGCAAGGGACGAGCGAAAGCACCGGGAGCAUACCACAUCCUUUUCGUUACUCCAGACGUGACUCACGCCGAGCCAGAGGAGAGUAUCGAGGAUCACCCAACGGACUGUGAUGAAGUGAUCGAAGAAGAUACGAUAAACGGUGAUGAGGCAACCAUGGAUGCGAAUGAUCGCGAGCUGGUGGAACGAUCCACCGAUGCCAUGAUCGAGCGCGUUGCGAUUUACAGAGAAGUUGAAAAGCUUUUACUGGCCAAGUGCCGCAACGGGGAACCUGCAGAAAGAGAAUUGAAGCAUGCGGACUGUUUUAACCACUGCCUGGAAAUAUACCGACCAGGGAAAGGCUCCGAUGGACCCUCUGGCGCCCUGUGGCUAGGAAAUGCCAUCCAAACGCUCAACAAAUAUUGUGCCAAACUGCCCAGCGACACCUUUACCAAGCUCACACCCAUCUGGCGCUGCGCGACGACCGACCGCAACGGUCACAAACUGUUUCAGUACACCAUCCGUUUGCCGAUCAACUCGCCGUGGAAGGAAGAUAUUUUGGGACUACCAAUGCCGACGGAAACGCUAGGCCGACGGAUGGCGGCGUAUGUAGCCUGCCGGAUGCUACAUGCUGCCGGUGAGCUGGACAAUUCCUUUCAAUCGUUCGGCAAAGAGGCGUUCCGUGCGUUCGAAGCGGACUGGGAAAACUUUGAGCUGGAGGAGUCGGACGCGAAGAUACUGACGGACAACAGUGAUCCGCGGCCGGGAACAACGAAACGGCGGCAGUAUUAUUAUAAAAGGAUUGCAUCCGUGUUCAACGAUUGUAGGCCCCAGGUGGACAUGUGUGCCUACCUUUACCACAUACGUAUGGAGCUUAUCUGUCCCAUACCGGAGGAGCAGAAUACACGCGGGCGCAAGAUCUACGCCCCGGAGGAUUCCCCACAGGGGUUCGGCAUACUGACCACGAAGCUGAUUCCGAAGAUCAGCUCCUUCCCAAUAUUUACCCGAUCGGGGGAGGUUAAAGUGUCGCUAGAUCUCUGUCCGCAGCUCAUGCGACUGACCGAGUGGCAGCUAGAAAUGGUCAACCGUUUCGUUCAGUACACAUUCACCAAGGUGCUGCGAUUGCAGAAGAGCCUCAUGCUGUACGAUGCGAACGCGACGGAGAAUUGUUUCUUCAUCGUUCCUACCAUCAAGCGGUCGGACGCGCCCAACGGCGAUGAUACGCUCGGUGGUCAUGCAGGCGACGUAACGGUGGACUGGGAGUUUGUGGAAAAAAUUGCCACCAAUGUGCAUCGCAGCGGGCCAACGUUCAUACCGGACGAGGCGCGCAAGGGUUACACGUUCGACGUGGGCAAGUUCCGCGAUGCAGUCGUGAUGCCGUGGUACCGGAACCGCGAUCAACCGCAGUACUUUUACGUGGCGGAAAUUUGCUACCAUCUGUCGCCGAAAAGUACCUUCCCCGGUUCGAACUAUGCCACGUUCGAGGAGUACUACCACCGGAAGUACAACAUUCACAUACAAAACGUACGGCAGCCGCUCCUGGACGUCGAUCACACCAGCGCCCGGUUGAACUUUCUCACGCCCCGGUACGUCAAUCGAAAGGGUGUCGCGCUGCCGACCAGCUCGGAGGAAACGAAGCGUGCCAAACGGGAAAAUCUCGAGCAGAAGCAAAUACUCGUGCCCGAGCUGUGUACGAUACAUCCAUUUCCGGCCUCGCUGUGGCGUGCGGCAGUCUGUCUGCCGUGUGUCCUAUACCGUAUCAAUGCACUCUUACUAGCCGAUGAAAUCCGGCGCCAGGUUGCGCGGGACCUACGGUUGGGGCGCGAGAAUGUGGACGAUUUCGAUGGUGGCAAGUUUCAAUGGCCGAUGCUGAGCUUCGGCUGGAAUCUGGCAGAUGUGCUGCGCAAAACGAAGGAACAGAAAGUAGCCCAAGGACAGGUAGCAAACGGGGCAACGCCAGAUGCUGUACCGAAUGAGGAGAAGGCACCGAUCGUCGUACCAAAUGAAGCACCGGUAACAAACGAACAAACGCAGGAUACUGAUAUCACUAAAAGUAGCUCUAACGUAGUAAAAGAGAAUUGUGUGGCGUCUGAGGAUAGUCAGAGGGUGGAAACAGACGAACAGACUGCGGCAGCACCGGGUGAGGACGAGUCACUACUGGAGAUUGGAAUGUGGUCGAACGAAAUGGCUGCCGGUGUUGGCACAGGUGAUGUUAACGACACGAGCGAGGUUGAAGCAGGCAGAGGAGCUUCAUCACCGUCGUUCCUGCGUUACGAUUCUGAUUGCGCCAGCAACAGCAGUGGUAACUACUAUUCCUCCGAAGAGUACGACGACGAUGAGGACGACUACCUACUCGACGACCCAGGAACGGAGGAAGAUAUCGGAGCACAACCGUCCGAAAUGGUUGCUUCGAUUGAUGCGCCGACCGCGUGCAACGGAAAGGUGGGCAGCGCCACUCAACAGGACACUACGGUGAGCGCCGGUAGCCGGUUAAAGAUCGAGUUUAAAUCGGAAACGGUCGCAGAAGCGAUCGACUCCGAGCGCGACCUACAGCGGCAGCGUACGCAACAAAGCAUUAUUCAACGGUCGCGACUAAACGAGCAACUGUAUCAAAGUUCGAAAAACGCCAUCGAUGGAUUCAGCUGCUCACCGGCAAUCGAUCUGGCCAACGAAGACGAGCGGCGGCAGGCAGAGGAAGCGUUUGCGAAAGCGAAAACCCACACCAAGGACAUCAUUCGGCUGCACGGCGCACUGGUGCGCUGUGACGAACCACUCUCGGGACGCCACUGGCGGGCAAAGGUAGACGAAUGUGAGGCAAAGCGACUGGCUGCCCUGAUGGACGAUAUGGGAGGGAGCCCGUUCGUGGAGUUCGUGCCAUACAUCGACGAGGAGGAACUGUUCGAAUUACUCGUUCGCAACGGAAGCGUCGGUGAACGGUGGCUUCGACUGACCGAUCUCUACCGGUUGAACGAGCGAUUCUUUCCCGAAAGGUACAACGUCUUCCGUGGCGGUUCUCCAUUUGAUCGCUUCCUGGUGGACGCUACACAGGGCACCAACGAACGACCCCAAGCAAAACAGAUCGUUUUAACCAUAAGCGAUCCUUUUCCUGCUAUAGCAGCCGGUCAGACGGCCUGCAAUUAUAAACCAAAGCCUUCGGCCUUACAAGAACGCACCGUCAAUAUUGAAAUGACCAAUGGUAGGUACAGUGCUGAGGUAGCUCAAGACGGUGGCUUCAGCUUCGACUAUCAGCCGGACCUCGAACAUCAUCCAGGUCCCAGUCCCGCCAUAAUUCUGCAGGCGCUGACCAUGUCGAAUGCGAACGAUGGCAUUAAUCUAGAGCGGCUUGAAACGAUAGGCGAUUCCUUUCUAAAAUACGCCAUUACGACCUACCUCUACUGCCGUUACGAUAACGUACACGAGGGUAAGCUGAGUCAUCUGCGCUCGAAACAGGUUUCCAACCUUAACCUGUAUCGGUUAGGACGCCGAAAACGACUGGGCGAUUGUAUGAUAGCGGCUAAAUUUGAACCACACGAUAAUUGGCUUCCACCGUGCUAUUACGUCCCGAAAGAACUCGAGCAAACGCUCAUCGAUGCGAAGAUUCCUGCCUGCCAUUGGAAUCUAGCCGAUCUUCCAGACAUUAAACGCCUGUCGUGCGCUGAAAUUUGUCAAUUGGUAAAAGAUAGGGCUCGCGCCAAGCGGAUCGAAGAACACGAAGUGGUGCAAAACGGAAGUGAGGCGGAUCAAGAGACGAAUGACGACGAAGACGAAGAUGAGGAUGAUUCGGUAGACAUUGGAAAUGAGGACGGGUCGGACUACUAUUCUUGCUUCAUUCCGUACAAUCUCGUCACGCAACACAGCAUACCGGACAAAUCGGUUGCGGAUUGCGUCGAGGCGCUAAUCGGGGCCUACCUCAUCGAAUGUGGUCCUCGGGGUGCUCUACUAUUUAUGGCGUGGCUCGGAAUAAGGGUGCUUCCAAUUCUGGAUUCCGAACCCACAAGCCAUCAAACUACGAUGACCCGCUAUAGUGAGAACGAACCUGCUUCCUCCAUAAUGCAGUACGGACACUGGGUAGCACCGCCAUCGCCGAUGGUACGAGCCAACAUAACGUUUGGUGGAAUCGUGGCGGGCGCUAGCGUAACGGUCCAGGAACUCGCCCGACUCCUCGAGGGAUUCGAAGCGUUUGAGCACACGCUCGGAUACACGUUCCAGGACCGAUCCUACCUACUGCAAGCUAUGACGCACGCAUCCUACAGUCCGAACCGAUUAACAGACUGCUAUCAGCGUCUAGAAUUUCUCGGUGAUGCCAUUCUGGACUACCUGAUCACACGCCACCUGUACGAGGAUCGUCGACAACAUUCCCCGGGUGCCCUGACCGAUCUUCGCUCCGCGCUUGUCAAUAAUACCAUCUUUGCGUCUCUUGCCGUGCGGCACGGAUUCCACAAGUACUUCCUUCAUCUUUCGCCCGGUCUGCAGGAAGUUAUCGACCGGUUUGUUCGCAUACAGCAAGAGAACAGUCAUCGAAUAACAGAGGAAGAGUACUACUUACCUGACGAGGACGAUGAUUUGAUGGAUACCAUCGUGGGAGGCGCAAUGGAUGGUGAUGGAACUGAUGGCCGUUCAGUCGGCCAUGGUACGGGCGAAGCAGAAGACGUUGAGGUGCCGAAAGCAUUGGGCGAUGUAUUUGAAUCAAUCGCAGGAGCUAUCUUUCUCGACUCCGACAUGUCACUCGACACUGUGUGGAAGGUCUACCGUAAGAUGAUGGGCCCGGAGAUAGAAAAGUUCAGCAGUUCGGUACCGAAAUCACCCAUCCGCGAGCUCCUAGAGAUGGAGCCAGAGACGGCCAAAUUUGGUAAACCGGAAAAACUGGCCGACGGUCGACGGGUGCGUGUAACGGUCGAAGUGUUCGGCAAAGGCACGUUCCGAGGCAUCGGUCGGAACUACCGAAUCGCAAAGUGUACGGCAGCUAAAUGUGCACUGCGACAGUUGAGGAAACUUGGAUAUAGUAGCCAUAAACGGAGAUAGUUUGACUUUCGGGGAAUCAAAGGUAUCGCCAUAAAAACAUUCCUUUAUUUUUAAAAACAUCAAAUAUCUAUCUGUAGUGAUCUCAAUUGUGUACUUGUAUCUUAAGACAUUUGUAAUUUAUAUCAAUAAGGUAUUCAAAUAAGAUUAAUAA
Messenger RNA from Anopheles coustani, 7610 nucleotides. RefSeq names its product endoribonuclease Dcr-1 (gene Dcr-1). Gene Ontology annotation, molecular function: RNA binding; protein binding; deoxyribonuclease I activity. Gene Ontology annotation, biological process: siRNA processing; apoptotic DNA fragmentation; pre-miRNA processing. The transcript is spliced from 9 exons. The record is from RefSeq and is a predicted model, not a curated record. Gene Ontology annotation, cellular component: nucleus; cytoplasm; RISC complex. NCBI's taxonomy places the organism in Eukaryota, Metazoa, Arthropoda, Insecta, Diptera, Culicidae. Bases 503 to 7459 code for a protein of 2318 amino acids.